UGUGGGCGAAACUCCACUCGUGACAUUCGAAGAGACUUUGAGAAGUAACGAGAAGCCUCAAACCAAAAAUGAAGUUUACCGUCAAAUCGAUGGAUGGAAACUCCAAGGACUUUGAACUGCCUGGAGAGACAACCGUCCAGAGCUUGAAAAAGAAAGUAGAAGAGACCAUGGGCAUUCCUGUUGCUUCACAGAGAAUGCUUAUACUUGGAAAAGUCAUGGCGGAUGAUCAACCAAUCAGUAGUUACGAUAUUGAUGGCAAAGUUGUCCGUGUUGUGAAAAGCUCUCCAGGAGUAACAAAAGCUGCUCCGCCCCCUUCAGCUCCUGCUGGUAUGCGUCCAGAUAAAGUUAGCUACGAGUAUUUAUAUAUCGGAGCCACGCCCGAGAAUAUCCCACCUCCACCUGAAACCUUGUAUCUACAGGAUUUUGCUAAAGAUUCUGCUGACAAUAUUCUCAGCACCAUUACCAAUGGCGGUCAUCCUGAUGCAUUAGUCACAGUCACAAUUCACACUCUGACUCCAGAAGGCCGUACGCUACACAGUUCCACUCACACUAGCACGUCACAUAAGCCAGGGAUAGAGUGUAUGAUUGACCCACCUACUCCUGAGGUGUCCGAGGAAGAAUUCCGCCGUAGGAAAGAGAGGGAGGAGGAAAGGAAGAAGAGAAGAGCUAGAUUGGAUCGGUAUCGUGAGAGGGUUAGAGAACAACAGAGAACUGGAAGAGAACAAACUAAUAUUCUAGAAAUAUACCAGCACAUGACGUCAGUACGUAGAGCUAUACAAGGAGCUGAAAAUAUACUAGAAGAAUAUUUGAACUCAAAGGAAUGCAAGGAAGCCAGAGAACUUCUAGAGCAUCACAUGAAGCUAAAAGCCGAAGCUGAUGCUAGAGAAGCAAGGGAAGCAAGAGAGAAAGAAUUGAUGAAUGGGACAGCAGGUGCAGAAAAGGAGGGAGGAGAAGAGGGAGGGGAUAAAGAAGGAGCUAGUGGUAGUGAUGAUAAAGGAGGAGCAGCUGCCAAGAAGAAGGAGGGUCCAGUAUAUGCUAUGGGAGAGGACGGUCGACCACGGCAGCACAUUCUGACUGAUACUGGAAUGCUAUUACCAGCUGGUGCCCACCUGUAUGCAGCCCUUCUUGAUGAUAUAGUGGCCCUACAGAAGAGAGGGAUUGAGUUACACGAGUUCUAUGCUAAAAAGAUCUACGCCGAAGAACAUUAUGAGUAUGAAGAUUAUAAGAACAACAGUAAGCUAGUGACUGCAGUUCAGCGCUAUCACAAUGCAAUGGGACAAGCCUAUGCCUCCAUCAAGAAAGUCCAAGUGACGCUGGAAGGAGAACCUCCUCGUAUUGUUCACUUGAUACCUUCGGCUCGUCCGACUAACCCCCUCCUAUCACUUCUUAGUGCUCCACUUGAUGAUAGUGAUGAAGAGACUACAGGACCUGGUGCAGGUGGUGGAAAUGAAGGCGGGGGAGGAGGAGGAGGAGGAGGAUCUAUUGCUGGACUAUUAGGAUCACUAAUGGCUACUAGAGCGGCCAUGAGGAUGAUGGAAGAUGAGGAACAGAACCAAAACCAGCGAGAGAAUCAAGAGAGACCGGCGGUAACCAGCGGAGGAGAAGGAGGAGGAGCCACUGGGGGUGGGGCAGGAGAGGGAGGGGCCGAAAAGAAGGAGGACGAUAGUGAUGACGACGACGAUGAUAUUAAUCCUUUCCUCCCUGGGCCUGUUCAUCUCUUGCAGCAAAUGAUGAAACAGAAACAAGAGAGAGAGAGACAGCAGCAACAAGAAAGGACCGUUGUUAUACAACCUGAUCAACCUUUCUUUGAGACGAUUGCUCGUAUACGUCAGGCUGUAGGGGGACCAGAGGAGGAAAUAAUGCCUCCAACUCUUAUUGGCAAUUUGGUAGAAAGGUGCAUGAAGAAGAUGAGCAUUAGUGAAGUGGUCACUGUAUUUGGUGGAGUGACUGGCCCCCUUGUCACUAUUCACCCAACCCUCAGGGAAUUUAUCAAAGAGCGUCUUUUAAAUGGAGAGGAACCCACUAAUGAUAAUAUACCUCAGGCUAUUGAGUCAUUUGUGUCAGAGCUGCCAGCUGUGCUUAAUCAGUUGCAGCCUCCUCUUCCUUUACGCGAAGAAGUUGAUUUUGGUGCUUCAGCUCAGAAAUGUUGUGCAUUUCUGCUAAAGGAUGUAAUGGAAAUCAUAGUUAAUAAACCAGAUGAUGAUCCAGAAUUCCCACAGCAGAUAUAUGACUGGGCCAUGAACCUUGGGACUACAUUCACGCUCCUCCUCAGUGAAUGCUUAGAAUCAUCUAAUGAUCUGACACCAGCUAUGAAGAGAAUAUCAAAAAUGAUGUUCCCUGAUAAUGACACACCUGGUGUUCUGAGUAUGCUAAACUCUCAGUCACUAGUAGACAAGUUUGUAGAGGAAUCAGAGAAGAGCACUAUACCAAAGGAAACCAUUACAUGUCACAUUGUCUAUGUAGAGGGAUAUGUUGAAGAUGAAGACGAAGAUGACAUGGAGGUUGAUAAAAAGGAAGCCGAGGUAAUGCAAAACUGGCCAUCAGCCAUGCCAAAAGAAUGGAUUCCUACCAUUCAAAAGGAUCAGGCUCAAAUUGCUGGUCAGCAACCUCCAGGUGCUAGCAGUGACUCUUACCUCUCUUCUCUCCCAGCCAAAAAGAGAAAGCAGUUAGAAGGUGGAGAAGCUGAAGAAACUUCUGAACAAUAAUCCUAUUAGCAGUUUCCUCUUACUAGGCAUUGGCUGUACAACUUACAUUAUACUAAUCUCUAGGUUUAAUUGACUUCUCCCUAUUAUUAAAUACAGUACAAGGUCGGUUUGGUUAGCCCCGAUCUUCAUCCUUUAGUCGCAAACUAUUUGGCAUUAGAAUCAUAGGUGAAUUUUGUC
Messenger RNA from Amphimedon queenslandica, 2882 nucleotides. RefSeq lists its product as uncharacterized. The record is from RefSeq and is a predicted model, not a curated record. Gene Ontology annotation, biological process: ERAD pathway. Gene Ontology annotation, molecular function: misfolded protein binding; polyubiquitin modification-dependent protein binding. Bases 69 to 2705 code for a protein of 878 amino acids. The transcript is spliced from 22 exons. NCBI's taxonomy places the organism in Eukaryota, Metazoa, Porifera, Demospongiae, Haplosclerida, Niphatidae. Gene Ontology annotation, cellular component: BAT3 complex.